AUGGCCUACAGACUCGUAUUCUUCAUGGCAGCUCUGGCCACUGCACAGCAGACACGGCUUCGACUGGCUCCCGAGGGCAAGUUCGCUGGCAUGGGACUUGAUCCAGGAUGCGAGUCUGUUCUGUACCAAGAGCUCAACUGUCCUGUCCUCGUUGGCGAGCUCGGGACGACAAGCUAUCAUGGUACUAUCGGAGACAAGGCCACCACUGACGCUGCCUGUGCGGCUGCGUGCUCGACCGCACUGAGCACGGCACGCAGACGUAUCGUGGGGGCAUGCACCAAAACGCCUGACCUGGUCCCAGGAUAUCCCAUUGUGGCCCUGGUUGACUCAAUCCAAACGGGCUGGAAUGAGACUUGCCAGAAAGACAAAGAAACGGGGCAGUACUGCAACACCAUCAUUGACUCUUUCAAGGAGGUCGCGGAGCUCGGCGACAUGGCUCGUGAAGAUCUUUGCUCGUACUGCUUCGGUGCCAGGCUGAGGAUGAUGCAAAGCUCUCCCUACUCGGCCUACGAGGAGCUGUAUGCUGAGAUGUUGGAUUUUGUGAACAAAGAGUGCAGUGUCAACAGCCCCAUUGAAAUCCUCCCCAACCCGAUCAACAUCAAUUAUACUCAGGACGCCCGCUGCGAGCCGGAGAGAAGGUACAAGACUCAAGCCACCGAUACAUGCGACAGCAUUGCAAAGAAAUACUCCGUGUCUGGCGCAACGCUAUACUACCUCAAUCCCGAGCUGAGCAACUGCACCGCCCCGUCAGCCGGCAUCGAGCUUUGCCUCCCCGACCAGUGCGACACUACAUACACGGUGCAGUCUGCCGAAGAGAGCUGCGUGGAAGUGGCUGUCGACCAUGGGACCUCGUGGAGAAACAUCGUGGACUGGAACCCAGGCCUAGACACGCGGUGCUCUAAUCUCUGGAGCACAAGCCCGUUCUGGGGCCGAACCAUAUGCGUGAGUGCUCCUGGAGGCGAGUUCGUCCCCCCGCCACCGUCCAACUCCUCCACGCCAGGCAACGGAAACAUCGGAGGGCCUGGAGGCUCUGGAGAUGGGUACGCCGACACCAUUGUUAAUCCUCCAGCGGGUGUGACGGUGGCCAAAGGAACGACGAUCCGCUGUGGCGAGUACAUCGAGGCCGUAGAGGGUAUUGGCUGCGAGACCAUGCUGGCUAGGAACGCGGUCCCGAUGGGCCUCUUUUUGCAAGUCAACCCGUCUCUUGGUGAGCUGGCUAUUGAGUGCUCCGACAAGCUGGUCAUAGGUACUUGGUACUGCAUCCAUCCUCAUCGCUCAUGGAACGACACCGUUGUCGAUGAAUAA
Messenger RNA from Fusarium vanettenii 77-13-4, 1305 nucleotides. RefSeq lists its product as uncharacterized. NCBI's taxonomy places the organism in Eukaryota, Fungi, Ascomycota, Sordariomycetes, Hypocreales, Nectriaceae. The transcript is spliced from 3 exons. The record is from RefSeq and is a predicted model, not a curated record. The coding region runs from base 1 to 1305 and encodes 434 amino acids.